Messenger RNA from Dryobates pubescens (Downy woodpecker), 1814 nucleotides. It is a transcript of the gene ING3, whose product is annotated as inhibitor of growth family member 3. Gene Ontology annotation, biological process: regulation of DNA-templated transcription. The coding region runs from base 123 to 1376 and encodes 417 amino acids. The record is from RefSeq and is a predicted model, not a curated record. Gene Ontology annotation, cellular component: NuA4 histone acetyltransferase complex. The transcript has 12 exons. NCBI's taxonomy places the organism in Eukaryota, Metazoa, Chordata, Aves, Piciformes, Picidae.
CCGUCAGCCGCCAAUGUUGUUUUCGCUGAGUCGAGCUGCUGGUGUUGUUGGCGGCGGCGCCAUAUUGGAAGGGACGAGUCCCCGUUAGCGAGAAGCCCCUUGGCGCUGGCCCGGCCGCCGCCAUGCUGUAUCUGGAGGACUAUCUGGAGAUGAUCGAGCAGCUUCCCAUGGAUCUGCGCGACAGGUUCACCGAGAUGCGCGAGAUGGACCUGCAGGUGCAGAAUGCAAUGGAUCAGCUUGAGCAGAGGGUAAAUGAGUUUUUUAUGAAUGCAAAGAAAAACAAACCUGAAUGGAGGGAAGAACAGAUGACAUCAAUCAAAAAAGAUUAUUAUAAGGCUUUGGAAGAUGCAGAUGAAAAAGUGCAACUGGCUAAUCAAAUAUAUGAUUUGGUAGAUCGUCACUUGAGAAAAUUGGACCAGGAGCUUGCUAAGUUUAAAAUGGAACUUGAAGCAGAUAAUGCUGGAAUUACAGAAAUAUUAGAGAGACGGUCUCUGGAGCUGGAUACACCAUCACAGCCUGUGAAUAACCAUCAUGCCCAUUCUCACACUCCCGUAGAGAAAAGGAAACACAAUCCAUCUUCUCACCAUAGUACAACAGAUCAUGUUCCUGAAAAGAAGUUUAAAUCUGAAGCUCUUCUAUCUACCCUGACUUCAGAUGCCUCUAAAGAAAAUACACCAGGGUGUCGAAACAGUAAUUCAUCAUCCUCUUCAAACAAUGCAUACAAUACAAACUCUUCUCAACCAUUGGCAUCAUAUAACCUGGGCUCAUUAUCUUCAGGAUCUGGGGCCGGUGCAAUUACCAUGGCAGCAGCUCAAGCAGUGCAAGCCACGGCACAGAUGAAGGAAGGAAGGCGAACAUCCAGUCUAAAAGCCAGCUAUGAAGCAUUUAAGAAUAAUGAUUUUCAGCUUGGAAGAGAAUUUUCAUUAUCCAGAGAUUCAAGUGGAUAUUCAUCAUCAGCUCUAGCAUCAACAUUAACACAGACCCUAAGUUCGUCAACCACAGACUCACGAAGUGGCAGAAAAAGCAAAAACAACAACAAAUCUUCAAGUCAGCAGUCCUCAUCAUCUUCCUCUUCUUCGUCUCUGUCAUCAUGUUCUUCUUCAUCUGCACUGGCACAGGAACUGUCUCAGCAGACAGCAGUAAUACCAGACUCUGAUUCUAAUAGCCAGGUUGACUGGACCUAUGAUCCGAAUGAGCCACGAUACUGCAUUUGUAAUCAGGUGUCCUAUGGUGAAAUGGUAGGCUGUGAUAACCAAGAUUGCCCUAUUGAGUGGUUCCACUAUGGAUGUGUUGGACUGACAGAAGCACCAAAAGGGAAAUGGUAUUGUCCACAGUGUACGGCUGCAAUGAAGAGAAGAGGCAGUAGACAUAAAUAAGUUUCUUCACCUGGAAAACAAAUUAUGUACUAAAAGUUUUAUAGAGGACUUGGGAGUGGGAAGAAUCUCCAUCACGCUUCCUUGCAACCACUUGAGGGUUAACAUAACAGUCAUAAGAUCUUGAACUAUUGAUUUUGCUAGUUGUGUUUUAAUAUUGUAAGUAAAUUAUUUAUGCACAUUGAUGUGCUAUAGAUACUAUUACAGUGAGCCUUGGAUUGUUCCAGUGGCCAGCAUAUGCAGACAUUUGUACUCUCAGACCAUUUUCUCUACGCAGUGGGCAUUCUACAAUUACUCAGUCUUCAACAAAAUUCCAGUAUGUCAAGAUUUUAAAUGUAUGUUUUAUAUUGAACAGAUAUAUUCUGCUGCAUGUACUGUACUCAAGAGCUGUUAUGUAACACGAUGUAUAUAAAUGGUGCAAAAAGUCAGUGCUUCUGAGGG